This is a messenger RNA of Candidula unifasciata, 1944 nucleotides long. Lineage: Eukaryota; Metazoa; Mollusca; Gastropoda; Stylommatophora; Geomitridae. The record is from the annotation of a GenBank genome assembly.
AUGGCGGAAAGCAGUGAGAGUGCAAAUAACAAUAGCUGGGAGAGCUGGCUGGGAGGAUGGGUCCAAACUGCCAAGGAAAAGUCCAGUACAGCGCUGGAGAUUGUAAAGAAGGACCUAGCAGAGUUUACCUGCACUAUCCACCGGGACACUGAACGGGCAGUGGAGAUAACAAAGGAAUCUCUGAAUAAUGAAAACACAGCUAGUGCAACCAACAGAGUAAAAGCUGGCCUGACUUCCUUUUUGGACAACAUAUCCAGAGCUCUGGUGAUCCCUCCCGAUGAUGACUACAUUCCUGUGACGGUUGCAGCAGAUGGUAGUGGACUCUAUGAUAGAGGAAAGGCUCGGCUGCACGCUAUUCAGCUGGAUGCAAGCACUUACAUGGACCCUCCAGAUGGCCCACCUGAACAGUUUCAGAUGUGGCUACAGAGCUUUAAUAUUGAUCAGCACAAGGGGGAGAUUUCCGAGUUGCUGGUUUCAAAGGUGGAAGUUCGAGCUCUUUAUACCAGACUGGUACCUUCGGAAGUGUCACAUGCGGAGUUCUGGCAGCGGUACUUCUAUCGUGUCCACAAGCUUGAUUGUGAUGAGGCUAGGAAGCAGGCUUUAAUGAAGAGGGCAGAUGAGGCCAGAGGAGACUCGUUUACUUGGGAUGAUGAUGAUGAUGAUGACUGGAGUGGGAAUGAAGAGGACAAUCAGAGUGAUUGGGAGAAAUUGCCACGACCUACACAGUCUACAGCCGCACCUACUGUGCCAAAGCCUGAAAAUAAACGUGAAUAUGUAUUGGUGGAAAAAAGUACAGAGAAAAUAUCCUCAUUUCCCCAUGCAGUGCCAUCAGCUGUUGGUGGCUGCCAAUUAGAAGUCAGCAAGUUGACGGAGAAGAGUGUAAAUAAACAAACAGUAGAAUCUAAUCUUUCUGCCGUUGCUGCAAGUUCUGCACAAAUCAAGGAGGAGGCUACUCUGAAAAGCACAGUACCGACCAGAUAUUCACCUGAGCCUGCGGCUUCACUUGAGGGUCAAGAUGCUUCUGCUGAGCUGUUUACUCAUCAAGACUUGCAGUUGAUGCCAUCAGCUGAUUUGUGGAGCCUGCACAUACCAAGUGACAUCGCAAGCGCAUCUCACACCCAGCAAGACAUUGAAUGCAUUGAAGCAGCAGUUACUGAGCCGGGGUCUUCUUUGAGUGUACAUAUGCAAGAGGGAGAACCUGGUAAUGUAUCAGGAGAAGCUGCCAGUAGUGGUGAUUUUUCUCUUGUCUCUGAUGACACAUCUCCAGUCGUCUUGGCUGAAGGUGCAUGUGGAAGUGUUGACGUUGAAGGUCCUGCCAGUGCACACCAAGCUUCAGAAUUACUUUCUAAUGUUUCUGCAGCUUCAGUUGAAAUACCAGCUGAACCUUGCCUAGCACCAGUUGAAGCUGUGUCGAGUCCCACUGUAAGUGCUGUUGAAGAACCUGCUGAUUUGUCAGUAGAAUCAGCAUUUUGUGAAGAAGCUGGGGAUCUGUUCAUUUCAGGACCUGCUUCAGCUGAACCUGUGGCUGCUGUUACAGACGUUGUUCCGGCUGCCGAAUUAGUCGGCGUGAACAAUGACAACAGUGCUGAAAGUUCUGUUAUUGCAGUCUCAGAAGAAACUACUUCUCUGGAGGUGCCCGAUGAUUCAAAGACAGAAGUUGCUGAUUUAUCAUCACAGGAUGAGAAGUUUCCUGAAGAAAGGGAAUCUGUCUUGCUCCCUGAUGCUGCAGAAGGAGGAGAAGUGAAAGAAAUCGGCAUGAGACUCAAGGGAGACAUGGUUGUAGUUGGAGACCGGGACAGUCCGUUGUCAUCAGAGUCCAAUGGAACAAAAGAAAUGGGUUUAGAAGAAGACUGGGAGCAGGAUUUUGAUAUUGAAAUAACAGAUGAUGACCUCAAGUCUGCUGAAAACAUCGCCAAGCAACUCAGUGAAAACUUGAAUGCAGCA